CAGAUCCGCGGGAUCAUCACGGCGACUUCACGAGCUCCUCCGCUUGGCUUCCAAUCAACCUCCUCUUCCUUCCUAAGCUACGCCAAAGCCCACUCCCCGCAACCACCCCCACACCCCCACCACCGGCGACCACCGCCCCCACCAACCUCGCCCUCGCCCUCCCAUGGCGAAGGCGCAGCCUCCGCCUGCGCGGGAGCCCCUGCUCCCCUCCUCCGCCUCCCCGCCACCCUAUCUGGACGCCCGCGCCGGCGCCGACGCCAACGCGGACUCGUACGUCCUCCUCGUCCCCGUGCGGCUCCGCCGGCUGCGGCGCGGGUGCCGCUGCCGCUGCCUCGGCCCGCUCCUCUCCACGCUCGCGCUGCUCUCCCUCGCCGGGUUCCUCCUCUGGCCCGCCGACCCGGACGUCAGCGUGGCGCGCCUCCGCCUCGCGCACGUCUCCGUCUCCGCGCGCCCCACCGUCCGCGUCACCAUCUCCGCCGCGCUCAAGGUCCGCGUCCGGAACCCGGACCUCUUCGCGCUCGACUACGGCCGCCUCGACGUCGACAUCGGCUACCGCGGCGCGCCGCUCGGGCGCGUCACCUCCGGCGGCGGGCGCGUCCGCGCGCGCGCCGUCUCCUACAUCGACGCCAACCUCAGCCUCGACGGCAUAAGCGUCGUGGAGGACGCGAUCUACCUCCUCGAGGACCUCGCGCGGGGAUCCGUGCCCUUCGACACCGUCGCUGAGGUCGAGGGCCACGUUCACUUGUUCUUCCUCAGCAUCCCUGUCAAGGGGAGAAUAUCUUGUGUGGUGCAUAUUAACCCGCACAAUCAAACUAUAGUACACCAAGACUGCUAUCCGGAUGUAAAUAUCUGCUCUCUCUGACGCAUAAAAUAUCUGAAUGCUUAUUGUAAAAUUUUCAGAAUCUGACCAGUUGUUUUGUAUCAGUGAGUUGCUAAUGGCGUUCUAGCAAUCGUCGCGUGUGAAGAGGUCAUUUUAAACUUCCCUUGGAGUGCUUUCAGCUGUUGUAUAAAUAUGAUCCAUUUGGUUAUGUACCAUGGUUGUGCACUUGAGGCAAAACAUUCUUUAUCUUGCACUACGCUGGUAGACGGGUCGAUUGUAAAUUUCUUAGCAGGCCUAAAUACCAUGGUUUUAAGUCAUGUCUAUACGAUCAAUCAGUUACCCAAAGAGAAAAAAAUUCCACAUUGGCAUUUUCGGUGUCCAUGUCUAUACUGUUAA
Oryza sativa Japonica Group (Japanese rice) is the source of this 1216-nucleotide messenger RNA. RefSeq lists its product as uncharacterized. Gene Ontology annotation, biological process: response to desiccation. The record is from RefSeq and is a predicted model, not a curated record. NCBI's taxonomy places the organism in Eukaryota, Viridiplantae, Streptophyta, Magnoliopsida, Poales, Poaceae.